ACACCUCCACCAGCGAUUACCAAAAAUCUACAUAGGCGCCCACCAACACCACCACGGCCAGAUAUCGACACGAUAAAUCUGACUAUCAUGGUGAGCCAAUGGUGGCUAACCGCCCAUGAAUGCCGCCCGCUCGAUGUCUUCCCGAAGGAUCUACCCUUCUCGCAUCCCCUCAAUUCUUGCGAACACAGUAGAGUGGUUUUUUGGGAAGAG
Messenger RNA from Acaulospora colombiana, 210 nucleotides. NCBI's taxonomy places the organism in Eukaryota, Fungi, Glomeromycota, Glomeromycetes, Diversisporales, Acaulosporaceae. The record is from the annotation of a GenBank genome assembly.